Messenger RNA from Neurospora tetrasperma FGSC 2508, 1324 nucleotides. RefSeq lists its product as uncharacterized. The transcript is spliced from 4 exons. Gene Ontology annotation, molecular function: metal ion binding; agmatinase activity. Lineage: Eukaryota; Fungi; Ascomycota; Sordariomycetes; Sordariales; Sordariaceae. The coding region runs from base 1 to 1038 and encodes 345 amino acids. The record is from RefSeq and is a predicted model, not a curated record.
AUGGCCAUGACGUGGUCAUUCUCCGGCAUUACCACCUUUGCCCAUCUCAAACACGUCAAAUGCCUGACUACACCCAGCGAAAAGUUUGAUAUUGCCAUUGUUGGGGCGCCGUUCGAUACGGCUACUUCUUAUCGGCCUGGCAUCAACCCGUACGCGAGCUGGGCGACCAUCAUCGACUGUGGUGAUAUCCCUAUCACGCCAUUUGACAAUGCUGUGGCGCUGGAGCAGAUGUCUGAGGCUUUUGUUGAACUGGGGUCGAGAAGUGCUCCCCUGGGUGAGACGGGGAAGGGGAAGGGGAAGGGGAAGGGGAGGCCAAAGUUGAUUACUCUCGGUGGUGAUCACAGCUUGGCGCUGCCGGCGUUGAGAGCGUUGAAGAAGGUAUAUGGGAGGGAGGUGAGGGUUGUGCAUUUCGAUGCCCACCUCGACACCUGGCACCCAGCCAAGUACCCCUCCGCCUGGCCCUCGACCCAAUCGCACUUCAACCACGGCUCCAUGUUCUGGCUCGCUGGGCAAGAAGGUCUUUUGUCCAACAGUUCUUCCGCCUCCAACAUCCACGCCGGCCUCCGCACCCGCCUCUCCGGCACCGACCCCUCCGAUUUUGUCGAUGACUCCUCGCAAAACUGGCUGCGCAUCUCAGCAGACGAUAUUGACGACCUCGGCGGUCCCGCAGGCGUCAUAGCUGCCAUCAUGGACCAAUUUGACUUGAACGACCCCGAUCCAGACCCGGUGUACCUGUCCAUCGACAUUGACGUGCUUGAUCCGGCUUUCGCUCCAGGCACGGGCACGCCGGAGCCGGGAGGGUGGACGACCAGGGAGUUGAUAAGGAUUUUGAGAGGGCUGGUGGAUGUGCUGAAUGUGGUGGGUGCGGAUGUGGUGGAGGUUAGUCCGGCGUAUCAAGGGAGAGGGGAGGAAACGGCAUUGGCGGCUGCGCAGGUUGUCUAUGAAGUGCUGACGGGGAUGGUUAAGAGGGGGUUGAAGGACGGUUCUAGUGAGGAAAAGGUGAAGGGUGGUGUUGACAAGGCUCAUGAUGAACUUUGAUCCUUGGCCGUUUACCUGGUAGACUAGUUCUCGUGGAUGUUGUAGCCCUUGCAAGCUACCUCCACCGAGGUCGAUGGAAGCUCGUAUAUCGGGAAGCUGUUGGAGUCACACCUUCCUAACAAGCCAGGCAUGCAUUCUCCCAAGGAACGGUGAGAGUAGAAUUAGACCCGUAUCGAUGUAGCUGACUCACGGAGCACGAGCGGUCAGACCUCCGUCUGAUAACGGAAUGUGUCUGGACCUUGGUACUCUGACACGGGACGAAUCAUGAACACCCGGGUAUUCGGCC